Molecule: messenger RNA, 8164 nt
Organism: Gopherus flavomarginatus (Mexican gopher tortoise)
Lineage: Eukaryota; Metazoa; Chordata; Testudines; Testudinidae
Product: hexokinase-2
Exons: 18
Coding region: 53-2806 (917 amino acids)
Biological process (GO): glycolytic process; intracellular glucose homeostasis; glucose 6-phosphate metabolic process
Cellular component (GO): cytosol; mitochondrion
Molecular function (GO): D-glucose binding; ATP binding; glucokinase activity
Source: RefSeq, a predicted model, not a curated record
GGCUGAUCGAGACCGGCUCCGGCUCCGGCUUCGACUUCCCGCGCUGCGGAAGAUGAUCGCGUCCCACCUGCUCGCCUAUUUCUUCACUGAGCUCAGCCAUGACCAAGGGCAGAAGAUUGACAAAUACCUAUAUCACAUGCGACUCUCCGAUGAAACGCUCCAGGAGGUGUCUGAGCGCUUCCGAAAGGAGAUGGAGAAGGGUCUCGGAGCAGACACCAACCCCACAGCAUCGGUGAAAAUGUUGCCCUCAUUUGUGAGAUCCACCCCAGACGGAACAGAGAAUGGAGACUUCUUGGCUUUGGAUCUUGGCGGUACGAACUUCCGUGUGCUGAGAGUGAAGGUGUCUGAUAAUGGCCUGCGGAAGGUAGAAAUGGAGAAUCAGAUCUAUGCCAUUCCAGAGGAUCUCAUGCGUGGGAGCGGGGUACAGCUGUUUGAUCAUAUUGCUGAAUGCCUGGCUAACUUCAUGGAAAAGCUGAACAUGAAGGACAAGAAGCUGCCCCUUGGAUUCACCUUCUCUUUUCCUUGCCACCAAACCAAACUGGAUGAGAGUAUCCUCGUUACAUGGACUAAAGGGUUCAAAUCCAGUGGCGUGGAGGGGAAAGACGUGGUUGCCAUGAUACGUAAAGCCAUCAAGAAACGAGGGGACUUCGACAUCGACCUGGUCGCUGUGGUGAAUGACACCGUAGGGACGAUGAUGACCUGCGGCUAUGACGAUCACAACUGCGAAGUUGGGCUCAUUGUUGGUACUGGUACCAAUGCAUGCUAUAUGGAGGAGAUGCGGCACAUUGACUUGGUGGAAGGGGACGAAGGGCGGAUGUGCAUAAACAUGGAAUGGGGAGCCUUCGGAGAUGAUGGCGUGCUGAACGACAUCAGGACAGAGUUUGACCGUGAGAUCGACAUGGGUUCACUCAAUCCAGGGAAACAACUGUUUGAAAAGAUGAUCAGUGGCAUGUACAUGGGAGAGCUGGUCAGGCUCAUCCUGGUGAAGAUGGCCAAGGAGGAGUUGCUGUUCGGUGGAAGGCUCACCCCAAGCUUGCUCACCACAGGACACUUCGAGACCGGAUAUGUGUCUGCUAUUGAAAAGGAGAAGGAAGGACUACAAAAAGCCCACGAGAUCUUGACCAAGCUCGGGCUGGACCCAUCUGCAGAAGACUGCAUAGCCACCCAGCAUAUCUGCCAGAUUGUCUCCACCCGCUCGGCGAACCUCUGUGGUGCUACUCUGGCCGCAGUGCUGCGCCGGAUCAAGGAGAACAAAGGAGUCGACAGGCUGCGCUCCACCAUUGGCGUGGAUGGCUCGGUGUACAAGAAGCACCCCCAUUUUGCUCGACGCCUUCAGAAGACGGUGCGGAAGCUGCUGCCAGACUGCGACAUCCGAUUCGUUCGAUCGGAAGAUGGGAGCGGCAAAGGGGCCGCUAUGGUCACGGCAGUGGCCUACAGGCUAGCAGCCCAGCAUAAGGCAAGGCAGAAGACCCUGGAAGCCCUGAAGCUGAGCCAUGAGCAGCUGCUGGAGGUGAAGAAUAGGAUGAGGAUAGAGAUGGAGAGGGGACUGAGCAAAACAUCGCACCCAGAUGCCACUGUGAAAAUGCUUCCCACUUACGUGUGCGCCACUCCAGAUGGAACAGAAAAAGGAGACUUCCUGGCCUUGGAUCUUGGGGGAACAAAUUUCCGUGUGCUGUUGGUGCGUGUGCGGAACGGGAUUAGGCGUGGUGUUGAGAUGCACAAUAAGAUCUACUCAAUCCCGCAGGAGAUCAUGCAGGGGACAGGAGAGGAGCUGUUCGAUCACAUCGUCCACUGCAUUUCGGACUUCCUGGAAUACAUGGGAAUGAAGGGCGUGUCUCUUCCCCUGGGAUUCACCUUCUCUUUCCCUUGCCAACAGAAUAACCUUGAUGAGGGGAUACUCCUGAAAUGGACUAAAGGGUUCAAAGCUACUGGCUGUGAAGGAGAAGAUGUGGUGAACCUGCUGAAAGAAGCCAUACAUAGGAGAGAGGAGUUUGAUCUGGAUGUGGUAGCAGUGGUGAAUGACACAGUAGGCACCAUGAUGACCUGUGGUUAUGAAGAUCCUUAUUGUGAAGUCGGGCUCAUCGUUGGCACGGGCAGCAACGCCUGCUACAUGGAGGAGAUGAGGAACGUGGAGCUGGUGGAGGGUGAAGAGGGCAGAAUGUGCAUUAACAUGGAGUGGGGGGCAUUCGGGGACAACGGCUGCUUGGAUGACUUCCAGACAGAAUUUGAUGUGGCGGUGGACGAACUGUCUCUUAAUGCUGGGAAACAAAGGUUUGAGAAAAUGAUCAGCGGGAUGUACCUGGGCGAGAUUGUCCGAAACAUCCUGAUCGACUUCACCAAGCGGGGGCUGCUGUUCCGGGGGCGGAUCUCCGAAAGGCUGAAGACCAGGGGGAUAUUCGAGACGAAGUUCCUGUCUCAAAUUGAGAGCGAUUGCCUAGCCCUGCUCCAGGUCCGCUCCAUCCUUCAGCACCUAGGCCUGGAGAGCACAUGUGAUGACAGUAUCAUUGUGAAGGAGGUGUGCACCGUGGUAGCCAGGCGUGCUGCUCAGCUCUGUGGCGCUGGUAUGGCAGCGGUGGUGGAUAAAAUCCGGGAGAACCGCAAGCUGGACUUCCUUAAGGUCACAGUUGGUGUGGACGGGACACUCUACAAACUGCAUCCUCACUUCUCCUCCAUCAUGCAUGAAACGGUGAAGCAGCUGACCCCGAAGUGCGAAGUGACCUUCCUCCAGUCAGAAGAUGGCAGCGGCAAAGGGGCAGCACUCAUUACAGCAGUGGCGUGCCGGAUCCGGGAGGCCGGGCAGCGAUAAGAGGGGUCGUUAGGAAGGCUUGGAUUUAACAGAGCAAAACCAGCGGAACCUUUUCCACCCUCCAACACACACACCUUCUCGUGCUCCUCAACAUGCAGCUUUUUAGCUUUACUUGUUCUAUCAAGAUACUGAGACCUGAGGUGCCGUGUGUUCGAAGUUAUUUUCUUAGGAGUUCUAUUGCAUGCCAUCAAACUACUUAUCGAGUACAGCUAAAAGUGUCAUCAGAGAGUGUAGCUACGUUUCCAGUCAAACCCCUUUUUGUUUCACCACAGCCUAUUUAAAAUACUAAACCUCCCUCCCCAGCCACAAUGGCGUUUGUUCUGUAGCAGUAGAAGGAUAAUGCCAGAGCAAUUAAGACACUGCGUUGUCACUUCGAUAGUAAACAAUACCUAUUUGUAGAUGUCCAAGUCUUAACAUAAACACAGUAGAAAGCAAAACCUCUUUUAAGAUUGGAUUAAAGACCACCACUAGUCUUUUACCCUGAUCAAGGCUGUGUUAUUUCCAUGAAAGUCAUGGUAACGCUCUUAAAAGCACAGGGUGCAGCAUUUAAACCAAUGCAUUUGAAUCUGCGCCGAAGGAUACAAAGUGUCCGUAUGGAGUGGUGAGUAAUAUUAAAGUACCUGCUGGAUCAAGUUAAAGGUGCUUCUUUAAUUCGACCAGCAGAGCAUGUGCCUGGAAAUACUUGGGGACUCAGGGUGUAGUCCCAUUUCCCAGCUUCUCCUCUAUUAAUUAAAUGUAGUACUUGACAUGUGUAGCCAAUGGGGACCCCUACUGGCGCAUGAGUGCAUAGAAAAAAACAUCGCUGAAAUGAAUGGUUUCUCUUCCACAACCGUUUCAACACUGUGCCCUCAAUUGAUGUGGUGAGUUUGGUUUUAUUUUUGUCUGUGAACUAGCUCUGUAUCUUUAUUUGUAAAAACCCCAUAGGUCACGUCUGGAUUUAUGCACUGUAUUUAUGUUUCGAGAGAUCUUACGUCUUUUAUGUAUAUAGUCAUGAAUGGGGGAUUGUUAUUGACUAGUUUUAAUGUGGUUUGAGAGACUAGUGCAGAAUGCUCUUUUAUUAUUUAAAAUAGCUGUCUGGGAGCAGACUGGAAGGACUGAAAUUUCUGAGGAUAGAUGUAUGGAAGGCGUGCAGUCAUUUCAGGUCUUGUAUCAUCAGGGGAAAUGGAAGUAUGAAGGCCAUGUAUUCAGCGCACUAAAAGAAAUAGCGGCGGCCAGGGAACAAAUGAAUUGGUUAGUUCAGAGUCUAAUCCUGCUCGUUCUGACUCACGAGUAAUCAAGCAGGCCCCCAUUGAGACACGGUCCUAAUUCUGCUUACACUGAAGUCAGUGACAAAAUCCCCAUUGACUUUAGCAGUGCCGGAGUAGGUCCUUGGUUUACUCACUGGAAUAAACCAAGAUUAGGCUUUAGCUGUUUCUAAUCUAAAGGGUUAAACAUUUUAUUCUGCAAAUAUACGUUAUUCUUCACCACCACCUCCAGCUCCCAUUGAAAGCAACUGGAGUUUUACUGUUGACUUCAACAGAAGUAGGGGUUCAGGCGUGAAUUUCUCACGAUAUUCAGUCCCAGUCCUGCAAACAGGCACCGUGUUUUGCUUGAAGCACGAGAGUAACCACAGCUGUUGAUGGCAGCACUCACCUGCUUAUAGUUAAACACGUGUGGGUGCAGAAGCUCAGCGGCAAAGAAAUAAGUGUAAUUUUGUGACCCCCAAAUGUCAAAAUCCUUCUGGUUUUCCAAAUCGGCAUCCUCAAAGCUAACAGCAGGUUUGCUCUGUGCAGCAGAACUCUCCUCACCACUUUGCUUUUUAUGAUAAAGAGUUAAUAAUUUUGCCAACAGAAAACUGUGCAGACCAAUUAAAUUCUGCAAUUUGUUGUUUCCCAAACCAGCAAAUUCACACACAAAAUUAUGCAGGGGUGGGUGAUGAAUCGCAUAAACUUUUUUGUAAAUAUUUAACAUGAGGUAACACAUGUCUGGUGAUAUACACAUAAAAACCUCAACCUGACCAUCAGUUUCGAGGGCUAUAGAAUUUUUGUGUGGGGGUGGGUUUUUUUUGUAUAUUUUUAUACUGCUUGGGAUAACAUCUUUACCAAAAGAAUCUCUAUGUGGCUGUCAAUUCCAAUAGCACCAUUUUAAAGCACACCACACGUGUCUCUUGGCAUUUUAAACGCUUAUAUAUUUUUUAUAAGCCACAAGAUUACUAUAUAAAAUAAAUGGAAAAAUCAAAAAUGAUGUGUACAGAAAUAAUGUAAGAGAAUCAUCCAGUUUAGAAACUUUAGAUGAAUUUAAAUAAAUUAUCUUUUUUAAAAAAAAAUAACAGAAAAACCAUCUAAUCCAAUACCAAGCAGUUGUGUGUGAUUCUUUUACUGGGAUUACUAGUAUUUGCCUACUGAUCAAGGCAUUUUUUGCUUUGAUUAUAUCUACUGUACAGUGAAGAGGGUUACAGUCAGGGGGUAUAUUUAUAAACUUGAAGACAAGGGAUUAUCCAGCAGUGUACCUCUUUUUGAAAUGCACUCUAUUUCACCAGUAGUGAAUGAGUUCACUUGUACCACUUGUACCACAGAUGCUUUCUUUGCAAUCAAUGACACAGUGGGUGCCAGGGCAAUCCCUUUUUGUAGCUGAUUCGGGUUCUGGUUCAGCAAAGCACUUGGGCAUAUGACUUAAGGGGUUAUAAGCAUACGCUUAAACUUAAGUGUCUGUUUAAGUGCUCUGCUGAUUCUGGGGCUUGACAAUGUUGGCUUCUCCCUUUCCUUGCAGUAUAGUGGGUUACGACUGUGCAAAUAGUUUAAUUCUCAUCUGAAGAGUUGCAUUGACAUGAGUGGAUUGACUUGCAUGAAUAAGGGGUUUCUAGGUGGAACCAGUCCCUGCCCAUAGUCCUUCACCCAUUGCUUAUGGGCCCAUCCCAAUGCCCACUGAAGCGAAUGGGAGUCCUUUCACUGAUUUCUUUUUUUUAAAAUGGGCAUUAGAUGAAGUGCUUUGCAGAGCUAGGCCCUGAAGUAGGUGCAUGGGAGCAAUCGCAUGAUGUCAGUGGGACUACUCAUGCACUUCAAGCUAAGUAGGUGCCAGUGUUGGAUCUGGGCCUUGGUGAGUAGUCCCAUUGCGGUCAAGAGCACUUAACUGGGUGAGCAAGGAAAGCUACAUUAGGCUCUCUGAAUCAGGGUCAGAUCUGGGAUUGCUGAGCACCCUUAAUUCCCAUUGACUUUGGGAGUGGAAGCCUUCUCGGCACAUUUGCUCUCUUGCAAAUGUAACAGGCUUAAUGGCGGCAGGAUAAGUUACCAGGAGCUCACAAUUGUUUUCAAGCUUUCUUGUCUUGACAAGUGUGUAGUUAUGUGGCUCCCGGAAUUUCUCCCCAGCUUAGGCUCAAAUGAGAUUUGCAAAGAGGUGGACGCUCUUGAGUGCGAAAAGAAAGCCUUUCCAUGUGGGAAGUAUUGUUUUAAAAUCUCUAUGCUACCAAGUUGUGGGAACCAGAUCCAAACUUUCUCAACGUUCGGCGGGAAUUCCCAUCCGAGUUUUGGGUUUGCCCAGUUACAAAGCAAUGGACUAAUUGCAAAGGCUGUCUCUGAGCUUUCCCAAAAUUUCAAUCUGGGGUGGAUAGUUCAGGGCCCAUCUCUCUUAAAAACACUGCCUCUUGCUCACCUCCUUGUACAGCUUCUUAGGGAUGCACUGGGUAAACUUGAAUUAAGCUGCAGCAGAGGCUCCUGCCCUCUUUUCAUGCCCACUUUGACUCAGAUGCAAACCAGAAUCCAGUGUGUUCCCAGUUCACCUGAAACAAAAAUUAUACUUGAAACAUACAGAUCAUCUCCAGACCAUGUAACUGAAAAUACAUCUUCAGCAUAUGGCUCAGUUGUGUCUAUGCAGAAUGUUUCCUCUGUUCGCUUUAAGAGUACAGUUUGUGCACUUUUCUGUAUCAAAAGAGAAAGCAUCAGUACACGCAGAAAGCUGCUGCUGUCUUACCAUUCCUUCCAGCUUAGGAGUUAGGAGAACUACAUUAAGAAUUUAUAGCUGAUGGCAGGUUGUGAAUGCAGCUUUUUCAGGAGGACGUUGUUCUUGGUUCAGAAACUGGCCAAUGUGAAAUGGAACUGAGACACAUCAUAAAGCGGGAUUGUAACUUCUAAACCAGAAAUUACAAUGAGAUGUUAUAUUAACGUGUGUCAAAAUAAGAAAGGAAGAUCAGAUCAUGUAGACGGGCAUUGAUUCUCAACACUGCUCUGUCUUUCCUCCACUAAGGAAAUUUUGCAACACUUUUCAGGGUGGCUUAUUUUUUGUUCCCAUUAAGAUGCAUUUUCUUUCUUCCCUUUGAUGUAAGGUUUAUUUCUUCUCCAGAAAGACAGGGAUUCAUCUUUUAGCAGGCCGGCACCUAUUUUUCUCCCUGAUGUUAGUUGUCAGGUGUAAGAGAGAAUCAUUCUUUCUACCUUACAACUUAUUCACUUGGCUGUUACCUUGGAUGAGAUUUUUUUUAUUUGACAAACUAUAAAAUAUUGUGCAUGGUAGGAAGAACCUUAACAUGCACAUCUCCAAGCAGAAUGAGCUAGGCCAGUGCAAAUUAUAGUGAAAUCUGCCUUUAAGCAAUACAGAUGAUCUAAUAAGUCUCUAAUUAGCAGUAGAAUACUUCAGAGGCAACAUAGUCCAGUGGAUCAUAGGACUCAGAAAACCUGGGUUGUAGUCCCAGUUCUUCCACUGAUUCUCUGCAUAACCUUUUCUCAGAUAUAUUGAAUAUCUCCACAACCCCAACUGAACUCAGCAGCUUUGUGGAUGUUCAGUUCCACUAAAAAUUAGAGUAUUUAAAAAUAAAAGUGCCUCGGUUUCCCCAUCUGUAAAAUGGGGAUAAUAAUGCAUAUCCUACUGCAAAACACUUUGAGAUCUAUGGGAGGAGACUGCUAUGAAAGAGAAUUAUUGUUCCUUAUUGCUUUAAAGCCAUCAUUAAAGAUGGAGUGUUACCUUCUGGAGGUGGCCCUGUGUUGCAAGAUUCAUAGUAUAUUUCAAAUAGAGAGGUUAUUUCACAGACUUCCUGUAAAAUGUGAGCUAGUCCUAGAGACAGUCUGGACUCUUUUUUUUUUAUUGGCCUGAAACAAAGAAAAGUGCAUCUUAAUGAGCUCUUCAGAAUGGGCUUCUUAGGAGGCCGGAGGAGAUUUGAUUUAAAGCCAAAGAUCGUUCAGCUAUUAGCAGCAAUGAUUGACUGUAGAUUUCAACUGUUCUGUUAUUUUUGUGUUUACAAUAUUUAUUUUUAGUAAUUCAUUGCCGUACAUAGGAUUCCUUAUUUUUGUACUUUUCAUACCAUUUUUCUUAGUGUGGUAUUGUACUUCCAGCUUCCCCAUGGCACGAUGAUUAUUCCUACAAAUAAAAACUGUUCCCCAAGGCACAACUUUA